This is a messenger RNA of Fusarium oxysporum Fo47, 1573 nucleotides long. Its product is annotated as major facilitator superfamily domain-containing protein. Gene Ontology annotation, molecular function: transmembrane transporter activity. The record is from RefSeq and is a predicted model, not a curated record. Bases 75 to 1460 code for a protein of 461 amino acids. Gene Ontology annotation, biological process: transmembrane transport. The transcript has a single exon. Lineage: Eukaryota; Fungi; Ascomycota; Sordariomycetes; Hypocreales; Nectriaceae.
ACUCUCAUCUCCAUCCAUCUGAUAGACAAGAACAUCUUUUCUUCUUCUCUCAUCAAACCCCAUAUUCCAUCACAAUGGCAGGCGGUGCUAUUCCCACAGCGGCUCCCCAGCUCGCAGGCGGCUACCUGACCGGUCGCGCGCUCAUCUACCCCCUCUCCCUCGUCAUCUCCCUCUUCUUCCUCUGGGGAUUCUCCUACGGUCUUCUCGAUGUCCUCAACAAGCAUUUCCAAACCGUCCUCGGCAUCACAAAGCUCGAGUCCACUGGCCUGCAGGUCAUGUACUUUGGUGGCGGUUAUCUCCUCUUUUCUCCCAUUGCUGCUGAGGUUCUUAAGCGACGCGGUUACAAGCUUACUAUCCUGAUGGGUCUUGCUCUCUACUCUCUCGGUGCUGUCCUGUUUUGGCCUGUUGCCAAGUCUGCUGAUAGCAACGCCAACGGUCGCGCUGUCUUUGGUGGUUUCUGCGCUUGCACCCUCGUCAUCGCUUGUGGUCUCGCUACUCUCGAAACUGCCGCCAACUCUUACGCUGUCGUCAUCGGCGCUCCUGAGUCUGCAUCUGCUCGUCUCCAGUUCUGCCAGUCUUGGAACGGUGUCGCGUCCUUCAUCGGUCCCCUCAUCGCCUCCAAGUUCUUCUUCACCGGCGAGAACCAGAACAACCUCACCAACGUCCAGUAUGUCUACCUCGCUGUCGCCUGUGCUGGCGCCGCUGUCGGUGUCCUCUUCUUCUUCGCCAAGCUUCCCGAGGUCAGCGAGGCUGUUCUUGAGGAUGACCAGGCUGGCCACGUCGCUCAGGGCUCCAUCUGGAAGCAGUGGAACAUGUGGUUCGCCUUCGGUGCUCAGUUCUGCUACGUCGGUGCCCAGGUCACCAUUGCUACCUUCUUCAUCAACUACGCCCACGAGAACGGUGACAUCACCACUGCCAAGGGUAGCAACAUGCUGAGCUAUGCUCUCAUCACCUUCACUGUCGGUCGAUUCGUCGCUACUGGUCUUGCUGUCAUCUUCAGCUCCGAGUUCAUCAUGGUUGUCUACUCUUGCUGUGCCAUCGCUCUUACUGCCUACGUCAGCGCUGCUCCCAGGGGUGUUGCCAGUGUCGGUAUCCUCAUUGCCGUCUUCUUCUUCAUGGCUCCCAUGUACCCCACCAUCUUCGCCAUGGGUACCCGAAACCUCGGCCACCACACUCGACGUGCUGCUGGUAUCCUUGUCAUGGGUGUAUCGGGCGGUGCCGUGUUCCCCCCUGUACAGGGAGCCAUAGCUGAUGCCAAGGGCACUCGUAUCUCCUACAUCGUCCCUACUAUCGGCUUCGUCUACGUCCUUGGCUAUGUCGCUGUCAACUGGGUUCGCGGCGGAAUUACAUUUAUGGCCCCCAAGGCUGAGGAGUCUACUGUCGACGAGAUUACCUACGAUAACGAGAAGAACGAUGUCAUCGUUGAGCAGCGCGAGAAGAAGAACAACGACAUGGCUUAAUUGGAUCGGAUCAAGAUGGAUGAAUAUAUAGAAGCGUUCUAAACGGGCGUUUAACGAUAGAUACCUGGUACAAAGAUACACUACGAGAAUCAGAAUUUAAUGUUUUAUGAUCA